Messenger RNA from Sinocyclocheilus grahami, 4786 nucleotides. RefSeq names its product sodium channel protein type 4 subunit alpha A. The transcript is spliced from 14 exons. Gene Ontology annotation, molecular function: voltage-gated sodium channel activity. NCBI's taxonomy places the organism in Eukaryota, Metazoa, Chordata, Actinopteri, Cypriniformes, Cyprinidae. The record is from RefSeq and is a predicted model, not a curated record. Gene Ontology annotation, biological process: membrane depolarization during action potential; neuronal action potential; sodium ion transmembrane transport. Gene Ontology annotation, cellular component: voltage-gated sodium channel complex; plasma membrane. The coding region runs from base 160 to 3915 and encodes 1251 amino acids.
CUGUUCAGAUAUUGUUUUCCAUCUCUCUUUGUCUCCCUAGAUUUGGAAGAUGCUCAGAGGCCUUGUCCCCCUGGCUGGUAUAAGUUUGCUGAUAUUUUCUUUAAAUGGGACUGCUGCACUCCCUGGAUCAUAUUUAAGGAGUGGGUUCAUUUUGUAGUGAUGGACCCAUUUGUGGAUCUAGGUAUCACCAUCUGUAUUGUGCUCAACACACUUUUCAUGGCCAUGGAGCACUACCCCAUGAGUCCGGAUUUCGAACAUGUUCUCUUAGUGGGCAACUUGGUAUUUACAGGAAUCUUCACAGCUGAAAUGGUGUUCAAGCUCAUAGCUAUGGACCCCUAUUACUACUUCCAGGUGGGCUGGAACAUUUUUGACAGUAUCAUUGUAACCCUCAGCCUGGUAGAGUUGGGACUGGCCAAUGUUCAGGGAUUGUCCGUUCUCAGGUCCUUCCGUUUGCUACGUGUCUUCAAACUGGCUAAAUCUUGGCCAACCCUUAACAUGCUGAUCAAGAUAAUUGGCAACUCAGUAGGUGCCCUGGGGAACCUAACACUUGUCCUGGCCAUCAUCGUCUUCAUCUUCGCCGUGGUGGGCAUGCAGCUUUUUGGCAAAAGCUACAAGGAAUGCGUUUGUAAGAUCUCUCAGGACUGCGAGCUGCCCCGCUGGCACAUGAACGACUUCUUCCACUCUUUCCUCAUCGUCUUUCGGAUCUUGUGUGGAGAGUGGAUCGAGACCAUGUGGGACUGCAUGGAGGUGGCGGGAGCGAACAUGUGCUUGAUCGUCUUCAUGAUGGUCAUGGUUAUUGGAAACCUUGUGGUAUUGAACCUGUUCCUGGCCCUGCUGCUCAGCUCCUUCAGCGGGGAUAACCUGUCUGGAGGUGAUGAUGAUGGUGAGAUGAACAACCUUCAGAUUGCCAUUGGUCGCAUCACCAGGGGUGUAGAUUGGCUCAAAGCCUUCAUCGUCAGUAUGUUGCGAAAGAUUCUAGGAAAGAAACCUCCUGACAAUAAUGAGGGAGGAGGGGAAGGAGACAUAGAACUGUAUGCUAUAAACCACCUGGAUGAGGGGAAAAUGGCAGAUGGCUUGACCAACUGUUUGCCUCCAACACUGACUGUACCUAUUGCUCAUUGUGAGUCUGAUGUUGAAGAGGAUGAGGACUCCGAUGAAUCUUCUGAUGAGGAGGAUGGAAAGGUAAAACAACACACUCUUAAUGAUGAAGAAUCUUCAGUUUGUAGCACAGUGGACUACCGGCCUCCAGAACCUGAGCCUGAGCCCGAAGAGGAAGAAGAACCAGAGCCUGAAGAGCCAGAGUCCUGUUUCACAGAAGGUUGUGUUAAGCGAUUUACAUGUUUGAAUGUAGACAUCACAGAAGGAUGGGGGGAAAAGUGGUGGAACCUUCGAAGAACAUGCUUCACCAUCGUUGAGCAUGACUACUUUGAGACGUUCAUCAUCUUUAUGAUCCUCCUUAGCAGUGGAGCACUGGCUUUUGAGGAUAUCAACAUUGAGCGCCGCAGAGUGAUCAAGACUAUCCUGGAGUAUGCUGAUAAAGUCUUUACAUACGUUUUCAUAGUGGAGAUGUUACUGAAGUGGGUGGCAUAUGGUUUCAAAACCUACUUCACUAAUGCAUGGUGCUGGCUGGACUUCCUCAUUGUGGAUGUGUCGCUAGUCAGUUUAACAGCCAAUUUAAUGGGAUAUUCUGAGCUGGGACCAAUCAAAUCUCUUAGAACACUCAGGGCUCUUCGACCCCUUCGAGCUCUGUCAAGAUUUGAGGGAAUGAGGGUGGUAGUGAAUGCACUGGUUGGUGCCAUUCCCUCUAUUUUUAAUGUGCUGCUGGUGUGUCUGAUAUUCUGGCUCAUCUUCAGCAUAAUGGGAGUCAAUCUGUUUGCUGGAAAGUUCUACCACUGCGUCAACACCACUACGGAGGAACGCAUCCCGAUGGAUGUGGUCAACAACAUGAGUGACUGUAUGGCACUGAUGCACAACAAUGAGGCGCGCUGGGUCAAUGUGAAGGUCAACUAUGACAAUGUGGGAACCGGCUACCUCUCUCUACUUCAAAUUGCCACAUUUAAAGGCUGGAUGGAUAUCAUGUAUGCUGCAGUGGAUUCUAGAGAGGUGGAAGAGCAGCCAUCAUAUGAGAUCAACCUUUACAUGUACCUAUAUUUUGUUAUUUUCAUCAUUUUUGGCUCCUUUUUCACUCUCAACCUCUUCAUUGGUGUCAUCAUUGACAACUUCAAUCAGCAAAAGUCCAAGUUUGGAGGGAAAGACAUUUUCAUGACAGAGGAACAAAAAAAGUACUACAAUGCCAUGAAGAAGUUGGGUUCCAAAAAACCUGCGAAACCCAUCCCUCGGCCAUCAAACGAGAUCCAGGGUGUGGUGUUUGACUUCAUAACAAAACAGUUCUUUGACAUCUUUAUCAUGGUGCUUAUCUGCCUCAAUAUGGUGACCAUGAUGAUAGAGACAGAUGACCAGAGUGCUGAGAAAGAAGAUAUCCUGUAUCAGAUCAAUUUGGUCUUCAUCGUAGUCUUCACAGGAGAAUGCAUACUCAAGAUGUUUGCCCUCAGACAUUACUUUUUCACUAUUGGCUGGAACGUCUUUGAUUUUGUUGUGGUCAUCCUUUCUGUAGCAGGUCUGAUGUUAUCAGACAUCAUUGAGAAGUACUUUGUGUCUCCCACCUUGUUCCGUGUGAUCCGGCUCGCCAGAAUCGGCCGUGUGCUACGUCUCAUCAAAGGGGCAAAAGGCAUUAGGACUCUUUUGUUUGCCUUGAUGAUGUCACUUCCUGCUCUCUUCAACAUUGGACUGCUUCUGUUCCUCAUUAUGUUCAUCUUCUCCAUCUUUGCCAUGGCUAACUUUGCCUAUGUGAAAAAGCAGGCAGGCAUCGACGACAUCUUCAACUUUGAAACAUUUGGUGGCAGCAUCAUCUGCCUGUUUGAGAUCACAACCUCAGCAGGCUGGGAUGGGCUUUUGCUGCCUAUUCUGAACAGCGGCCCUCCAGAUUGUGACCCUGACAUAGAGAACCCUGGUACAGAUAUCCGGGGUAACUGUGGGAAUCCUGGCAUGGGCAUUAUGUUUUUCUGCAGUUAUAUUAUCAUGUCGUUCCUGGUGGUUGUGAACAUGUACAUUGCUAUCAUUCUCGAGAACUUCAACGUUGCUCAAGAGGAGAGUGGAGACCCGCUCUGCGAGGAUGACUUUGAGAUGUUUGACGAGACGUGGGAAAAGUUUGACGUCGAUGCUACACAGUUCAUUGAAUACAACCGGGUGUUUGACUUUGUUGAUACCUUGCAGGAGCCUUUACGAAUUGCCAAACCCAACCGCCUCAAAUUAAUUACCAUGGAUCUGCCCAUUGUAACCGGCGACAAAAUCCACUGUCUGGAUAUUCUUUUGGCAGUUACCCACGAGGUUCUUGGAGACACGAUUGAGAUGGCUGCCAUGAAGGAGAGCAUUGAAGCCAAGUUCCAAAUGAACAAUCCCACAUCUGCCUCGUUUGAGCCAAUCACCACCACUUUCAGGAGGAAAGAGGAAGAGCGCGCAGCCAUUGCGGUUCAACGAAAAUACCGGAGACAUCUCCUCAAACGUGCUAUCCGCUAUGCCUGCUUCAUGCAUCGUUCAAAGAGGAAAGUUAGGAGUCAGGGUGAUGAGGAUCCUCCUGAAACCGAAGGGUUAAUUGCAAAGAGAAUGGAUGCCCUGUAUGGCAGCAAUCCAGAACUCGCCAUGGCUUUUGAGCUACAGAGGCCAAUGCCGCCUAAUGCACGGCCACCCAAGCCCAAUUCGGUCACACAGCAUAGAGUAUCAGUGACCUACCCUCGACCACAGGGACAACUCGUACUACCAGUGGAGCUCACAAGUGAGGUGAUCCUCCGGUCUGCACCCACAACGCAUGGCCUCUGCGGUUCAGAGAAUGCAACGAUAAAAGAGUCAAUAGUAUAACUGGUGGACAAUGACGGUGGACUAAGAUAAUCCUUGCAAUGUAAAAAGGAGUAUCACCUGCACUCACUGAACAACAUAUGCUCCAUAAACAAGAUGGCUUAAAGGAUUACACAGGACUGCUACAGUGUGACAGCAUUGGAAUGCUAUUUCUUGGGAGUACUGUUUUUUUAUUAUUUAAACUUUUGUAAAGUUUUAUUUAGGAUUAAUUUUAUUUGUUCCCAUUGAGAAAUGUCCCAGUACAUUUGUCAUGACUUAGCUAAGUUCUUUUGCCCUUAUACGUAUAAAUGUUUGCGGUCACGCAGUUAGAGUUUUUUCUAUUUUUUCCAUUAUAGCGCCACCAAGUGGCUAAGUGCUGCAUUUUUUUUCAUGUGACAUCAGAUUGAGCCCAUAUACAAAUGUGCCAGAUUUGGUGAAUAUAUCUCAUUCAGUCCAAGGGUUAUUGCCAUUUAAGUAAAAGUGGCCACACCCACUUUGAACUUUUGGCACCAUCAUGGCGAUGAGUCGAAAGUUCAUCUUUUUUUGGAUAAUCAUUGUUAUUCAGCCUCCAGAGGAUCUUUCUGCACUAGUUUGGUUCCUUUUGGGCAAAAAAAGCUGGGACUAGUUUGCAAAAGUGCGUUUUUCCAACAAAAAAAAAGAAAAAAAAUCCAAUAUGGCGAAAAUAUUUUCAUGGUGGGAAUGAAAUCACUAUCACAAUGUAGCUGUUUCAUUCCCUACACACUAACACCAAGUAAUUCUACUAUAUUUAAAGCACAUUUUUCUCAAUAAGCUUGCAUUUUACAGGUUCAUCAUAGUUUUUGCCUUGUCUUAAAUAAUCUUUUUGCAUACUUGUUGCAGAUUGUAGCAGUAUUUAUAGCUCCUGGACACUUAAUAA